Messenger RNA from Tetranychus urticae (two-spotted spider mite), 1755 nucleotides. It is a transcript of the gene Pect, whose product is annotated as phosphoethanolamine cytidylyltransferase. Gene Ontology annotation, cellular component: cytoplasm. Gene Ontology annotation, biological process: phosphatidylethanolamine biosynthetic process. The record is from RefSeq and is a predicted model, not a curated record. Gene Ontology annotation, molecular function: ethanolamine-phosphate cytidylyltransferase activity. NCBI's taxonomy places the organism in Eukaryota, Metazoa, Arthropoda, Arachnida, Trombidiformes, Tetranychidae.
UGGACUAGAGCCACUCAGCCAUAUAUCGGCUCAACUUUCAAUGUAUUUACUGUAUUUAAAAAUAAACUCUCCUCACCAAGCGAAAGCACAACACAUAUUUUUUCACUCAUCUGUCUGUUGUGGCUUAGGAGCACCUCACACAUCUUUUAAAUUAUCUGAAUCGGCUUUACUGUUCAAUUUCAUCACUCAGUCACCAUGAAUGGAAACGAUUCUAAGAAAGCUCGUAAACAAGUUAGAGUUUGGUGUGAUGGGUGCUAUGAUAUGGUGCAUUAUGGACAUGCAAAUCAACUUAGACAAGCCAAAGAAAUGGGUGACUACUUAAUUGUUGGUAUUCAUAAUGACGAAGAGAUAGCAAAACACAAAGGACCACCAGUUUUUAAUGAAAAGGAAAGGUACAAAAUGGUUCGAGCCAACAAAUGGGUUGAUGAGGUUGUUGAAGGUGCUCCCUAUGUCACAACUCUUGAGACUCUAGAUAAAUAUAAUUGUGAUUUUUGUGUCCAUGGAAAUGAUAUAACACUUGAUGCUGAGGGUCUUGACACAUACCGCUUAGUUAAAACUGCUGGUCGUUAUAAGGAAUGUGAGCGAACUGCUGGAGUUUCAACUACCGAUUUGGUAGGCAGAAUGCUCCUUGUGACCAAAGAUCACCACCAUUCAUCGGAUAAAACACCUGAUAGGGAACAAGCAUCCUCAAUCAGCCGAGACUCUACUUCCCAUUCACCAUGGACUGGUAUAUCUCAAUUUUUACCCACCACCAGGAAGAUUAUUCAAUUCUCUGAGGGAAAAUCUCCUAAACCGGGCGAUCGAAUAAUUUAUGUCUCAGGAGCAUUUGAUUUGUUCCACAUUGGUCAUGUUGACUUUUUAGAAAAGGUUGCAGCCCUUGACGGUUUCGUAAUUGUUGGCCUCCAUUCAGACCAGGUUGUCAACAGUUAUCAUAAAAGCAAUUAUCCCAUAAUGAACCUUCAUGAAAGAGUACUCUCUGUCCUUGCUUGUAAGUACGUCAAUGAAGUAGUGAUGGGAGCCCCUUACACGGUUUCACAAGAUCUUAUGGAUCAUUUCAAAGUUGAUUUAGUCUGUCAUGGAGACACACCUUACAAACCUGACCUGAAUGGAAAAGAUCCUUAUGAAGUACCAAAAAAAUUAGGCAAAUUCAGAGUUAUUCCAAGUGGAAAUUCGCUACGAACUUUUGACAUAGUCAACAGAAUUGUUAAGAACCGUUAUGAUUAUUUAGCUCGUAAUAAUGAGAAAGAGAUGAAAGAAAUAGCAGCUUUUGAGGCGUUGAAAGCUUCUAAAGAAAAAACGAUGAAUAGUGAUUCAAAUAACAAUAGUAAUCAUAAUGAUGUUACAGCUCAGUAAUUUUUUGUUACUGUAACCUUUUCUCCUUUAUUAUCAUACCAACACAGCAGUUUUUCUUAUCUCUUUUACAAUUGAUUGUUUUCCUUUAUUGUGCUAGCUAAUUCAUUCACGAUUCUGUCAUUUCUUUUAUUAUCUUGAAUUGAGACUAAUCUAACAAAAAAACCAAAAAUGAGAGCUUGUAAUUAGCUAUCGCUUAUGGUUGUUUUAAUUCCCAAAUAAGUUAUGUAAAUUAAUUACAAUUUGUAAAGAAAUUACUGUUCAAUUUCUUUGCUUUUCUAUUAUUAUGACUGUUUUUAUAGUCAACUUUUAUUUUCUUUUAUGAAAAAAACUUGUAAAAUGAAGAGAUAAUAUAAUUAUUAUUUGCACGAAGUUCAUGAUUAACAAUAAAGCUACGAAUUUUUU